Guillardia theta CCMP2712 is the source of this 1047-nucleotide messenger RNA. RefSeq lists its product as hypothetical. The record is from RefSeq and is a predicted model, not a curated record. Lineage: Eukaryota; Cryptophyceae; Pyrenomonadales; Geminigeraceae. The coding region runs from base 1 to 1047 and encodes 348 amino acids. The transcript has a single exon.
AUGGCAGGGGCGGAGGCGGAGGCAGAGCAGGAGGUGGAGGGGAUGCAGAAGGAGCAACGAGACAUGAAGAUGGUAGUCGGUUCUAUCCCCGUGCUGAAGGAGGAGAGAGAAGGACAGGGAAGGUCCAGUCUCUCCGGCACCCCCAGGGACAACUGGAAGCACUUGGACUGGGUCCGUCUUGCGCACUGUAUCUGCUCGGAUCAGAUCAAGCUGUUGAUCCAGAGCGCGGAGAGGGCGGUGGAACGAGAGGCCAGUGGGGGAGAGUAUACGAAUCAGCUGAAGAUUUUCACUACCAUGACAGAGCUGUUCAAUGACCCCUCGUUCAAGCCCAGGAACCCGUUCCAAGACCCGCGCAUUAACCACCUAGAUCCGUCUUCGAGGAGCUCGGACGAGAGGAGGAGUGUCAGGUACAUCAAAUCAAAGUAUCAGGAUCUCAAGAGGAAGCUAUACGAUGCUAGGGAACACCACCAGCAGGCUGGUGAGGACAAGGAUUUUUUCCCUUUCUGCGUCGACAGGAAAGAAGAUGGCAAAGCUUUUGGCAAACCGAAGCCUUUUGUCUAUUACUUCCACAUGCUUUGCGAGGGUCAUGGCGAUGUAUGUCAGUUGAUUGACUCGUGUAGCGGAGCAGAUUCGUCCAUCAGAGGCAACUCGCAAGGGUCCAUGCCGGGCGAAACACCUCUGGUUGACAAGGAUGGGCAGAUGGAUGAUGCCCGCCAUGUUCGACCGACGCCCAGCCGUCUGAAGUUUCAGGGGUCCACGUCAGUGUCUGAAGGAGUGAAGAGAAAAGCAGAUGAAAUGCUGGAGAGUGUUGGCCAUGUUGUUCAGAAGUUCGCCGAGCGUCUCAACACAGCAACUGAGGAGAUGUCUGAUUUGGAGCAAUCUCGCCUAGAGCUUACAAGAAUGCAGCUGCUGGGCUCUCUUCGACAACAAUUUCGUGAGAUCUCGGCGGAGCUCCGCCGCACGGAUAUUUCCUCCGAGGAGAGGGAGUUUUGGUGCGGCCAGCUGGCUAUCGUCAAAGCUGAUAUCGUGAAGAGAACACAAACAUGA